AUGACGCUUCCACAUACCGCGAAUCUCACCUUCGUCGUCAAUUCCCCAAGUCGCGUCGACACGCUCGGCGAGUUCGUGGGGGCCGAGCAGGUGCUUGCUUUCACACAUGGUCUUCACACCAUUUGCAGUUCCAUUCAACUCAGAGGGGCUACCACCGAGAAUCUCCGCUGCGGUGCUGCACAGAUUACCGUCAGAGAAUCCAGUGCACCACACGAUAGCAUCUGCGUCGACAGUGCUCCCGUCCGAGAAUCGAAGACCGGUCGCAGUAUACGCGACAGGCUCGACUCCCGCCUUCAUACCAGCCUUGCCUUCCACAAGCAGCUUGGUACCACCCACGUCGACGUAGUGCCCACCGGCCUUCUCGAGCAAGUUAUGCAUCAAGGCCGAGGUGGGGUGACUACUAUCAAGAACGGGGAAUCCGGCUGCCUCCAGAGCCUCAUACCGCUUCGGCUCCUUGGAUGCGAACAUCGCGAAUAG
Molecule: messenger RNA, 477 nt
Organism: Penicillium cinerascens
Lineage: Eukaryota; Fungi; Ascomycota; Eurotiomycetes; Eurotiales; Aspergillaceae
Exons: 1
Coding region: 1-477 (158 amino acids)
Source: RefSeq, a predicted model, not a curated record